Messenger RNA from Acanthochromis polyacanthus (spiny chromis), 2460 nucleotides. RefSeq names its product chitin synthase-like. The record is from RefSeq and is a predicted model, not a curated record. NCBI's taxonomy places the organism in Eukaryota, Metazoa, Chordata, Actinopteri, Pomacentridae. The coding region runs from base 1 to 2460 and encodes 819 amino acids. Gene Ontology annotation, cellular component: cell septum; cell periphery. The transcript is spliced from 14 exons. Gene Ontology annotation, molecular function: chitin synthase activity.
AUGGAGGAGGAAAGAGACCUGCCCAAGAGGCCGUGGGACACCUGUCGAGAGGUUCCGGUCAUUGAAGAUGAAAGGACGCCAUGGAAGCUGAUCAAACUACUAAAGAUCAUCUCUUUGAUUGUAGUAGCUCUUUUUGUGUUUGGACUGGCAUUGUGUAGCAAGGUUCUGUUCUUUGAGUUUCUGGUGUCAGUGGGUGCAGCCAUUCUCAUCAUCGUAGCGAUGCCUCACUUGGACAUUGUGACCAACGUGACCAUACUGAACAGUGUAGCCAUCUUCUCUGCGCUCCUUCAGGUGGUCGCUCAGUGCAGUUCCAAGGAAAGGAACCGCUUCCUGCUGCCUUCCAUCACCGCCUUCAUCCUCAUUCUGCUUGGUUCUGUUCUGUUCCUCGUUCUGUACAUCAUCAAGGAUCCGACUGAUACCCAGAUGGCCAUUUGGGUGGGUCUGGCUGUUGGUGGGGCCUUCUUGGUGUCUUUGAACUGGUGGGAGAACUACUUCAGAGUGAUCAGUGAGAACACAAACUCCACCUCCCUCAAGAACUUGUGCAAAGACAUAACAAGGUGCCGGAACAUGCUGCACAUCCUCUCCAGCCUGAUCAGGAUUGUGGUGACUGCCUGUGUGCUCGGAGCCUACAUCCCUCUGGCCAACAUGGACUGGGACAUUGUGACCUCCAUCCCGAGUCGUGAGACCAGGAUCAUAGCCAUCAUCAUUGGAGUCCAGCUGAUCUCUUCAGCUCUUUGCCACUGGUUUUCACUGGUAGCCUGCAAGAUGCACGCCCUGAGACGGUGCUUCAUCCUGCCUUUCAUCUUCCAGAACAUUGAUGAAAAGUUCUUCAGGAAGCAGCAGCAAAUCCCUGACCAGACCAUCAUAAGAACACCGUAUGGAGGUCGUCUGGUCGUCACCAUGCCUCAUGGGAACAACAUUGUGGUUCACUUCAAGGAUAAAGAACUCAUCCGUCACAAGAAGAGAUGGUCUCAGAUCAUGUACCUUUAUUAUCUCCUGGGGUAUAAACUCAUGACCAAACAUUACUCACGCUGGAGGACAGGAGAUGAUGAGAAGGAGUUGAGAGAAAAGGUCCAGAAGCAAAACACCUACCUCCUGGCUUUAGAUGGGGACACAGAUUUCCAGCCUGGUGCUGUGAUGCUGCUCAUCGACCGUAUGAAGAUGUACCCUCGAGUCGGGGCAGUGUGUGGCAGGAUUCACCCCACUGGAUCAGGUCCUGCAGUCUGGUUCCAGAAAUUUGAAUAUGCUGUUAGUCACUGGCUGCAGAAGACAGCAGAGCAUGUGUAUGGAUGUGUGCUCUGCAGCCCCGGAUGCUUCAGUCUGUUCAGAGCAGCAGCGCUAAUGGACGACAACGUGAUGAAGAGAUAUUCAACCAAGUCCAUGGAGGCGAGCCACUACAUCCAGUAUGACCAAGGUGAGGAUCGCUGGCUUUGCACUCUGCUGUUGAAGCAAGGAUGGAGGGUGGAGUACAACGCAGCAUCAGAUGCCUACACCAAUGCACCAGAGAGCUUCAAAGAACUCUACAACCAGCGUCGGCGAUGGGGACCAUCCACGAUGGCCAACAUCGUAGAUCUGCUGGGUGCCACCAACCUGAUCUCCAAGAGAAACUCCUCCAUGUCCAAAGCCUUCAUGUUUUACCAACUGUUUGGCAUCAUCUCGGGCACUCUGGCUCCUGCCACAAUCUGCCUUUUGGUCGCAGGUGGACUGUCCCUCAUCUUUAGCAUUGAUUCUGCUGGCGCUCUGGUCAUUGCUGUGAUUCCUCCUGCCAUCUAUCUGGGUCUUUGCUUCCAUCUUAAAGCAGACACUCAAAUCGCUAUAGCAGCAAUCAUGAGCAUCACGUACGCCUUCCUUAUGUUGGUGGUGACAAUGACCAUUGUUGCGUCAAUGGUGGAGAACUUGGUGUCACCCAGCAGCAUAUUUGUUGUCUGCAUGGGCAUCAUUUACAUAGUCACUGCGAUAAUGCAUCCUCAGGAAUUUGGCCUCAUUUUCUAUGGCUUGCUCUACAUCGUCUGCGUCCCCAGCGCCUACCUUCUGCUCACCAUCUACUCCAUGGUCAACAUGAACAAUGUUUCUUGGGGGACCAGGGAGACGAAACCUGCUGCUGGCGCUGCUCCACCUGCAGCUAACGUCCCGCAAACAAAAGCACAGAAAGGUUGGGUCACACAGCUACAGAAUGUGUCUGAUGACAUGCGACUGCAGGAGGAAUCACUCGACCAGGACGAGGUGAAAUUCUGGAACGAGCUUCAGGAGAAAUACCUGAAACCUCUGGCUGAUGACAAAGAGAGACAGAAGAAGAUUGCCAAUGACCUGCGAGAGCUAAGAAACAAGGACGACCAGGACAACCAGGUCUCCAGAGCAGACUCAACCUACGGCUCCCUGCAGGACUCUGAAAGUGACUUUAGCGAAGAUGAUGAUGAUGAUCUGUGGGAAAGAAGGGAAAGUAGAGGGACUUUGGUGUAA